Pygocentrus nattereri (red-bellied piranha) is the source of this 7818-nucleotide messenger RNA. It is a transcript of the gene znrf2b, whose product is annotated as zinc and ring finger 2b. The record is from RefSeq and is a predicted model, not a curated record. The coding region runs from base 307 to 804 and encodes 165 amino acids. The transcript is spliced from 5 exons. Lineage: Eukaryota; Metazoa; Chordata; Actinopteri; Characiformes; Serrasalmidae.
GGCCCCGCCCCUUCUUGCUCUCUCGCGCCUCCGUUUCUCUUGUGCGCGGCGUUUUUUUUUUUAUUUUAAUUAUUACCGAGCGCGCGACGAACCGAACUACCUAUUAUACCCCACCGACCCCUCCCACCCCACCGAGGGGCAACAUGGCGGCGGAGCGCGAGCGAGGCUCCUCGCGACCCGACCGAGCGCACGAGCUGACAUGAAAUACGCGUGCGCGGAGCUUUUUGGGGUUUUUAAUCUUCAUUUUAUUUUAUCUGUGUUUGAAGAAAAAAACCAACCAAACAAACAAACAGCAGCAACAGAAACAUGGGCGCCAAGGCGAGCAGCCCGGCUAACGCCGCAAACGGGCGCGCGCGCGCGUACUCGGGCUCUGACCUGCCGCCGCCGUCGCGCACGCACGCGGACGGAGCUGGAACUAGAGCGAGCGUGCGCGUGCCCGCGCGGCGGGGGUCCGGCAGCAGCGGAGGGGAAGCAGGGGGCUCUGGGGGGGCGGGACCUCUGAUCGGCUCACUUCCGGCUCACCUCUCACCUCACCUGUUCGCAGGUGUGAAGUGUCCAGUCUGCUCCAAGUUUAUCUCCUCAGAUGAGAUGGAGCGCCACCUUACGGUGUGUUUAGCGAAGCCCAGAGUGACAUACAAUGAGGACGUGCUGUCAAAGGAGGCUGGAGAAUGUGCAAUAUGUCUGGAGGAGCUGCAGCAGGGCGACACCAUCGCUCGCCUGCCCUGCCUCUGCAUCUACCACAAAGGGUGCAUUGACGAGUGGUUUGAGGUGAACAGAUGGUGCCCUGAACAUCCUUCAGAUUAAAAUUCAGACUAACACAGGGAUUCUAACAUGCAGUGAAAAGUGACGUAGCCUCGUAGCAGACAGCAAUGUGAAGUCCACCUCCUGUUCCCUUCCCGCAUGACUGCUGGACUACUUGUCUGUAGCCGCUACAGGAGGGUCAGCUCACUACCUUCCACACCAGCCGCCAUAUCAAAUCAGAGUGCCAAAACUGACUGAAGCAAUCUUCAGGGAAACUCCUUCCUGUGCUCGUUCUUCCUUCCUGAUCAUUUCACCGCAACCCAGGAGCCACUGAGGGUCUGCAGGACAUUUCUGAAACUGGACGCUGGACUCUGUUGCACAGAUCUUCAAUCAGGAGAAGGGGACAGAGGCCAUUCUUCAGUACAUUGCAUUUGGAGACACUAUAGUGCCAUCUAUAGACACUACACCGGGCUGUCCAGGCAGUGUCCCUCAUCCUGCUUAUAUUAGGCUCCGCCCACCCUUCAAACCCAACCAUCCAGAGCCAACUGUCACACUUUAAGGAAUACUCCAGGGUAGUCUUUCUGCUAAAUCUGUACAGUUGAUUGUGAUUAACUACAGUACCUUUCCCUGAACUCAGAACUCACCGAGGUCAAUGCCCAGAUGCUGAAUUCUGCGAGUAAAUGUUUAAAAUACAUGACCAAAUGCAAAUUAGUAGCUAUUCUACUCUGAAGGUAAUUGUGUAGAAUCCCACUACCUAAAACGGGAGCAACCUAAAGCAAACCUAAUGACCCGGUUUAGAUCUAGCUGUCAUACAAUUUUAACCACUUGGGUUCACACUCAAUCAAAUGCUGAUCAAUAUGCAAAUCAGCUCAUACAGAACAACCAGCAUAGUGCAUGCUCACACUGAAGUCAUGUGUUGCAGUGUGUAUGGCUCCGCUGGUAGCUGGUCCUCAUCGCUGCCUUUUUGGCCGAUGGGUCACGUUUAAUCAGGCAAUCAAAUGUGGAAUUUGAAAUGUAAUCAAUGCAUAGCUGAGGCUGUGCCUCAAACAUAUGUGUAGAGGUGGGCAAUAUGGAAAAAGUAUAUUAUUGUGAUAGUUCAAGAUAUUUUCACACAAUAAAUCACAAUAUUUAUUUUUUCACACAUUUGAACCAUUUAAAAUAUGUUAUAAAAACUGUGAAUAUAAUGAUUUUUAUUCAGUAUUUAGCACUAAAUCCAGUUAAACUUGACUAAUUUUACUGUCUUUAUAGUGAAACAUGCAGUUGGACAGUGUCUAUAGGUACUGAUGAUACACCCGAUAUGUUCAGAAAAGCAUAUUUAUGAUAUUGUGACAUAAUUUAUCAAGAUAAAGAUGUAUAUUGUAAUAUUGCCCAAUUGAAAUGCAAACAUAACAGUGAAAAAAGAAAUGAGAUUUAAAUGUUUACACAUUGACGUACAAAAUAGUCAAAUUGAAUAUCUCAGAUUUAUAGCUGCGUUUACAAACACCGACUGAAGAAUUCAUGAAUGUUCUUGCAGAAAUACAUAUUUUAUGUAAAUGUUUACUAAUGGAAUUCAUCAUCUGCCUUCUGAUUUCUAGUAGAACUAUGUUGUGAGUCAAAGAUUUUUCUGGUCUUUUCGAAGCUCAGGGAAUCGUCAUUGUGUAAAUUCGGCUGUGUGCUACAGACACAGCAGAAAAACGCUGGCGUGUUCCUCCGUGGCCCCUCCUACGACUGUCCGCUAGUGCCUUCAUCUUCAGAUCCCAAGGGCUGGUCUGGGAAGGGCGGAGGUCCAGCUUUUCUUAGCCCCUUCCAUCCUGGACCAGUCACAUGUAAGAGAACUGGAACCAGCCAUAGUGAGAUUAAAAAUGCCCCGCCCCCUCCCUGUCAUUCACAGAUGUUUCCAUGGCUCUCACUCUCACUUCCUUUAGACCUGUAGCAAUAUCAGUCAGGGGGGCGUGGCUCCAGCCUGAUCGGCCCAGUGCGUGUUUAUCACGUUACAACUGAUAUGGUUUAUGGGUUUGUGUAGCUGCCUAGUUCAAUAAUUAUGUCAUAUGUAUGUGAACAAUAGUGCAAUACUAUCACUAUCUUGAGCCUUAAUUCAACAAGGAGGAUGCUAACCUCAGUGUGGAUGAUGCUAGCCCUGCUCUGACCAUCACAGUUUGUAACCUUGGCUCAUCAAGAUACUGAUGACUUACUUGUUCCAGAUUUGGCCAGUUUCCUUCAUCUGUGCCUCCACAUCUCUUCUGCUGGUGUUCUCUGUACCUCUGUGGUGUCUUAGUUAGUACUGCAUAGAUAUUUGAUCUGACUUUGCUCCUGAAAAGAGUUUGAUAGCUUUCUAAUCAUUGCUGUGAUUGUUCUCCAGGUCUCUGAACCAUAGAGGUUUGAUGUUAGGAUGGAAUAUUUUUAGUUUUUUUAAUCAAAUUUUCAUAAAAUGUUAAAUACCACUUCCUGUGGUGAACCAUCCAACAUAGAGCAUGCCAAACUAAUGCUAAUCCACCAAGGAGGACGUUAAACCCAACCCUAAUGCUUAUCCACUAUGGAGAAUUCUAAUCCCAACUCUAGUCCCAGUCCACCAUGGUGGAUGCUAAACUUAACCCUAAUGCUAAACCACCAUGGAUAAUACCAACCCAACCCUAAUCAACCACAGAACAUGCCAAACUAAAUGCUAAUGCUAAUCCACCAUAGAACAUGCCAAACCCAACCCUAAUGCUAAUCCACCAUAGAACAUCCCAAACCCAACCCUAAUGAUAAACCACUACGGAUACUAAACCCAACCAUAAUGCUAAUCCACCAUGGAGGAUGCUAAACCCAAUGCUAAUGCUAAUCCACCAUGGAGGAUGCUAAACCCAAUGCUAAUACUAAUCCACUGUGGAAGAUGCUAAACCCAAUGCUAAUACUAAUCCACUAUGGAGGAUGCUAAACUCAGUGCUAAUACUAAUCCACUGUGGAGGAUGCUAAACCCAAUGCUAAUACUAAUGCACUGUGGAGGAUGCUAAACCCAAUGCUAAUACUAAUCCACUGUGGAGGAUGCUAAACUCAGUGCUAAUACUAAUCCACUAUGGAGGAUGCUAAACCCACUGAGCCCAGAAAUGGACUUUCUUUGAAACGUGCACAAGUUCAAGUGUUCAGAAACACACAAUUUGUUCCCCCCAUGUGAAAAUUUCUCGCACUUAAAUUUGACGUGUGCAUGUGCAACUUCCUAGUGCUCACAUGAAAAUAUUUGAUGCAAACAUGAAACUAGAGCUCACGAGAGUUUAUGGUACACAUGUUAAACUUUCCAUUACUGCCAAUUUCUGAUAUGCACGUGUUCCUUUCUAGUGCUCAUAUUAAAAUUUAAGUGUCCAUGUGAAAGUUUCUAGAGGUCAUGAAAAUUUCUGGUACGUGACAAUUCACAUGACAAUUUCCAAUUUGCCCGUUUAACUUUAUAGUGCUCAUGUAAAAAUUUCUGGUGCACACACAAAACUUUCUAGUGCUCUUCAGGAUUUCAUGUUUGCUUCUGUAGCUGCGUCUGCUGUGCCAUUGAGUCUCAGAUCAGAGAAAAAUCUGUGUUUUAGCUCCUUUUGUAUGCCAGUUAUCCACACUUGAAGAACUUGAUGAGGGUUUUAGAACUUCUCAUGGACUUGCUGUUAACUUCAGGAAGUACAUUUCCUUUGUUUCUUGGUCUAUAAGGGCAAAUCCACAGAAGCAACUAUAAGGGAUUAGUGUUUACCGUGUGGGUUGUUAGGCUGUAGGACAGGGCAUCGCGCAGUGGAGAUACUGCAGAUGACGUUGAUAGCCAAGCGAAGACGGACACUGUUUCUUUAGCUCAGGUGGAGUUUACUGUGAAGGCCUGGUGUAGUACUGUAUGAGGAAAGUGCCAACAAAGCUGUGAAAUGCUGCUAAACUGUAUUUUCAAAUGGGAAGAUGACGCAAAACUCAUAAGCAUUUAAGGAUAAAAGCUUUCUCCUAGCAGAACUCCGGGCAGGACGUUCCUCAUCUUUCCAACGCUGUUGUGGACUCAUGGUGGACAGGCUGCACUAGAAAGUACCUUUCAUUCUGUAGCAUAAAGCAAUUAAUAAAUUUGUUUGUUUCGUAGGGUUUUCUUAAAUACUGUAAGAUCUUUAUCCAGUCAGUUCCAUACAUAUUUUGACGCCAACAAAGUUAUUGUUAUUAUAGUUGUUUACCACCGCGUAUCAAGUCGACUACAUAAUGACAGUGCUUAAAGUGCAGACUUUCAGUUUUAAUUUGAGAGUAUUUGCAACCAAAUCAAGUAAUUGGUGUGAAUUACAGCCAUUUUCAUACAUCCAUCCAUCCAUUUUCUAAGCCGCUUCUCCAUCAGGGUCGCGCGGGGGUGCUGGAGCCAAUCCCAGCAGUCAUUUUCAUACAUAGUCCCCCAUUUUUAGGGCCUCAAAAGUAAAUGAACAAUUGGCUGCUCAGCUUUUCCAUUGUCAUCUAUGUUUACUUCCUUCGUUAUUUCUACAUAAAAAGACUACCACUGACAUUUGUAGAAAUCUGUUGCUGUUAGCUCACAUUAUAAUGACAAAAAAAGCUUCACUUCCGGUCAUUAGGCUGAAAAAUCUAAAUAAAUCCACCAGAGAAAGAGCAAAAACAUUAGAUGUGGCCUAAUCAGGUUUUUGGUACCUUCUUUAAAGAAGAAAGAAUGCACUGAAGACUGUGGUGAAUGGCAUGAGAGGUCUUUCUCUAGUGAAGAAAAAUCCUUUGACAACAGUUGGCCAGAUCAAGAACGCCCUCCAGGGGGUCGGUAUAUCUGUGUCAAAUCCACCAAUCAAUAGAAUACUUCACCAGAAUAAAUACAGAUGUCUUGAAUACCAUAGCAACCACCUAGCAACAUGCUAGUACCCGUCUUGAAUACUAUAGCAACCACCUAGCAACCACCUAGCAACCACCUUUAAGUGCUUAAGCUGUGCAGUCAUGCUACAUUUUCUUCAAGAAAUACACCUUCCUAGUUUCAUUUAAGCUUCAGUACUUUUUGCUGUGGCACAAAACUAAAAUAAUAACUUUGUCAAUGUCCAAACAUUUAUGAGUCUGGCUGCAUAUUCUGCUGCUUUACUGGAGUCUAAUCUGAGCCUUGAAGUCUAAAAUCCUUUAAAGAUCAAGAACGUCCUCCAGGGGGUCGGCAUAUCUGUGUCAAAUCCACCAAUCAAUAGAAGACUUCACCAGAGUAAAUACAGAUACAAUACAAAUACAGCAAGUUGUAAAGUAUUGGUAAACCUCAAAAACAGGAAGGCCAGAUGAGAGUUUGCUACAAAAACAUCUAAAAAAGCCUGUGUAAUUCUAGAACAACAUCUUAUGGACCAAUGAGAUGUAAAUCAACUUGUACCAGAAUGAUGUGAAGAGCAGAGCAUGGAAAAGGGAAGGAACUGCUCAUGAUGCACAGCAUACCACCUCAACUAUCCAGCAUGAUGGAGGUAGUUUUAUGGCCUGGGAUUGCAUGACUGCCAAUAGAACUGGUUUCAAUGUGUUUUUGGUGAUGUGAAGGGCAAAAAAACAGCAGGAUAGCUUCAAAAAUCAUUGGACGGUUCUUCACAGUGCAGAUGGUCCACGACCUGUAGACUUUAUAGCAAAGAAGUGGAAUAUUCUGCGAUGGUCAAGUUAAUCAUCUGACUUCAAUCCAAUUGAGCAUGCAGAUUUUAUGAUUGUUAGCUUGUGUAAUUACUUUUGAGCCUCCAAAAUUGGUUGGGGCUAUGUAUAAAAAAUGGCUGUAAUUCCUACACCAAGUACUUUCAAAUGAAAAUGAACACGGACUGCAAAAUUGCUGUUUAUUCUUUUUACCAUUAUUAUUAUUUUUCUGCCAAAUCUAGCAACCAUGUUGAAUACCAUAGCAACUGCCAAGCAGCACUCUAGCAACCAACUUGAACACCAUAGCAACCAUUUAGCAAUAUGCUAGCAACCACCUUGAAUAUCAUAGCAUCCACCAAGCAACAUACUAGCAACCACCAGGCAACAACCCAAAAACCACCAGACAUAUCAUACCUACAACCUAGCAACACAGUAGCAACCCCAUAGCAAAGAGAUGGAAUACCAUAGCAACCACCUAGCAACACCCUACUAACCACCUUGACUGCCAUAGCAGCCAUGUAGCGACACCCUAGAAACCACCUAGCAACACUCUAGCAACCAUGAAGAAUGCUAUAACAACCACCCAGCAUCACCCCAACAACCACUACACAUAUCAUACAUACAACCUAGCAAAACUGUAGUAACCUCAUAGCAAAGACCUGGAUUACCAUAGCUACCACCUAGCAACCAUCUUGAAUACCAUAGCAACCACUAAGGAACACCCUAGCAAACAUGAUGAAUGCUAUAACAACCACCCAGCAACACCCCAACAACAACCAGACAUAUCAUACCUAUAACCUAGCAACACUGUGGUAACCUCAUAGCAAAGACCUGGAAUACCAUAGCAACCACCUAGCAACACCCUAGCAACUGCCUUGAAUACCAUAGCAACCACUUAGGAACACCCUAGGAACCACCUAGCAACACCUAGCAACCAUGAUGAAUGCUUUAUUAUAGCCACCACCAAGCAACACGCUACCAAUCACCUUGAAUACCAUAGCAAACACCUAGUAACACGCUAGUACCCAUCGUGAAUGCCAUAGCAACCACCUAGCAACAUGCUAGUACCCAUCUUGAAUACCAUAGCAACCACCUUUAAGUGCUUAAGAUGUGCAGUCAUGCUGCAUUUUCUUCAGGAAAUACACUUUUAUAGUUCAAGCUUCAGUACAUUGUGCUGUGGCAUAAAACUAAAAUAAUAACUUUGUCAGUGUCCAAAUAUUGAGUCUGGCUGUAUAUUCUGCUGCUUUACUAGAGUCUAAUCUGAGCCUUUAAAUCUAAAUCUACCUUCUCACACAUUUUAUUGUCUUUUACUGGCCUACUCUAGCCUGUUGUCAGCAUCAUGCCUAAUUUGCUAAGCUGAGUGGACUUAAGCUGGACUGAAGGCCUCUUCACCAGCCCUGCUUACGAAAUACAAAGAAAGAGCAUCAGGCUUGAGGCACACACAUUUUUAAUGAUUUAGAUACACAGUAAGUUGUGACAUCAUUCCAUUUGUGUAAAAAUUCUGUACAGAAAUAUGACAUUAAAAAAUUGCAUUGUUACUCA